CGCGUGCAGACAAUGAUUGCACUGAUGUCAGCCACAUGGUCAAAAAAGUUGGCGGUGAGCGAUCUUCUUUCGAGCAGCCUGAUAGGGCGGUCACAUAUGAACAUUGUGUGGCAAGCAAUCCUUCAACUAAAACUUCGUGAAUUGAGUCGGUCGGCCUAACAGUCUUCUUAGAAUUUCUUGGACAAAGUCAUGGGUAUCAUAUUUGGGCGGCCGGCCCCUGACGGGCGGCCCGCCCGCAGGAAGAAGAAAGGUGCGGGGAGGCGGAAGAAGAAAGACGAGUUCCUGGAUUCAAACAGGAAGCACAUGGACUUGGAUGAGGACGAGGAGGAACCAAAGCUGGCGCUGAAGGAAGUGUAUAAGCUUCUGGCGCAGCGGAGACUGGCGACGAGAAAAACGCUGUCUGUCGCUCGGUGGCACCCGAACCGGGGCCUGGCGGAGGCGUUGGUGAUGAAGGGCAACAUGUGGCAGAACAUGGGCAUCGUGCGCCAGGGCCGUAUCUUCUGUCAGCCCGAGGAGGCGCUGUACAUGGUCGAGCGCGGCAGCCUGUUGCUUCUGUUGGGUUCCGAGCCCGCAUCCGUUCAGCAAGUCCACUCCCUUUUGCUGCACCAAGGGCGGCCGCUACAGGCUUAUCACGUGUACUGCAAUUUGCGGAAACUCGGGUACAUUUUACAGCGAUACGACAUGCCGUGGGUGUAUCCCGUCUCUCAGAAUCGGCGGAAGGUGGAUGGGGAGAAGAAAGGGGAGGAAACGGGGGAGAAUGGGGAGGUUAGUAGUGAGACAAAGGGUGUUGCCAGUGCGAAAGGAAUUGAGGGGGGAAUUGUCGAGACCAGUAAAAAUGGAGGGGCAGAGGCAGGGGUGAAAAAUAAGAAGGAAAAGGAGGGGGGGGGGGGCAAGGAGAAGACGGAUAAGAAGGAGAAGAAAGAGAAGAAAGGAAAGAAGGAGAAGGGGGAUGGGAGCAAAAAGGGACAGGGGAAUGGAGCUGGAAGCAAAGACGGGGCUGGAAACACUGAGGAGAGCUUAGGGGGAGCGGGAGGGGCACUUACGGAGCAAUCUGCAAAUGCGGGGCCGAGUGCAGCAACCGAACCUGGGGAGGGGGAGCGAGAAGAGGGGACUUUGAGCGAGAGGGGGAUCCCUCAGGAGGGGGUCCAGGCAGAGGUUUGUAGUGGGUCUGCUGAGCCGCUGACUGAAAACACAAGCGAAUCUUUGGCUGAGGGGACGGUUCGUGACCCCCCUGAAGUUGCGGCGCAAUCAAAUGGAAACGACGGAGUCCUUUUGCAAGAUGGAACUCUUUCUUCGGCCCGAGACGACGGGGAAGGAUCGGUUAGCAGCGCUACAACUAAAGAGGCGACCAUUGUCGAGGUACAGGACGCAGACCCCGAUUCUCAACAAGAUCCGCCGGAAUUCCAGGGGGAUCCCUCCAACUCCGAAGUGGGUACCUCCGUCCCCGAGACAGACCUCGGCCUUUCUGAAGAAGCAAUCGCCAAUGCUGGCACAGAAGACUUCCGGAAAGGCCCUGUUGAGAUUGCGCCGACCGGACGCAAGAAGGGAAAACCGGGGCCCCUUGACCUGAACGAGGCCUCGACGUUCGUAAACCUGAACGUGAAAAACUAUCACCCGCUCGCGCCGUACUUGUUCCUUGGACAGCCCAAGAAGCGCAAACGUGGGGGGCCCAAAACCGAGGGCGCGACAACUGGGGGGGACGAUUCGCCUGGCGAGGCAGGGGGGGAGACGGAAGAAGCAACGAAUAGGGGGGGUGCUUUAGCGAGCGUUGCUGCGGGGGAGUUUACGGAAGCUGCCGCGAUGGCACAAGGUGUAGAGAUAGGCAGCGGGGCUCCAGAAACGAUAGAGUCGCAUGAGGCGGGCGGUGCGCCGCGGUCGGAUGACGUCACGAUCGACAUCAUUGAGCCGCACGGCGAAGCACGCGACGCCCUGAGCGCGCCGACGUCAGCAGACGCGCCGGACGCGACCUUGCUGACGUCACCGGAGGAGGCGGUCCUCGAGUCGACAGUCGACAUGGGCGCGUUGCACGCGUUGCUGGACCUGAGCCGGUGCACGAUGCCCCCCCCCAUUCCGAAACCGUCCACGUGGCAGAAGCUCCGAUGGGGUCUGCGGCGCGCGUUGCGGUGGCGGUGGUGGCCCUGGAUGUGGGGCCGGGGGGGGAAGCGGGAACUAGGCACGGGGAGAACGAUGAAACCGUUGCAGCGGCUCACUCAGGACCAGCCACGUGGCACAAGACCCGCCCCUGGGAGAAGGGUGUUUCCGGAAGUUGGUGAGAACGCGGAAGUGUCAGUGGGUUCCGAAACGGGGGGUUCCGAACAGCAGGCGACCGAGGGGGGGGGAGCGCUUUACCCGGAGAUGUGGGCGGCGGACGAGGGGGAGCGUUUGGCGCAAAUACGCGAGCGGCGGUCGGUCGUGUAUGACGUGUGGCAGCCGAACUCGCGGUUCCGCAAGACGGACCCGGGGCUCCCAUUCUUCCGGCUCAUCAUCGCAGGGACUCAGCCGCCCACUCGGAAGGAGUUGCACUUGUACCGGGAACUUUAUGGCGAGGAGGGCGUGCCCCUCAAGUACUGCUUCGUCGAAGUGACCGGGGCGUCGACGUUCUUCAGCUACGAGACGGUUGCGUUACCGUCCGUGGUCUAAAGUGUCGGUUGCCUGCUUUUGAAGUUUCGGAGCGCGCACGUACGGUAGCCUGUUCAGCAUGGCAUGGUAUUGGGAUACAGUUAAAGGAGCGCACAUUGAGAAAGGCGAGCUAAACCGAGUCCAAUUCCUGCCAGCCAGGCGAUGAAGUUGACGCCAGCAUUCAGAUGACCACGCGUUAUGUUGAUCAUUGGAGUAGUACAGCAUUAUGAGCGACCGUCUCUUAUUAUUUGUGCCCAUUUGGUUUCAACAGGCAGGCAGCCAGUGCAUUUACGCAAUAUUGAUGCGCAAAUGCAUGGGGCCAUAGACAAUAUCAAGCCUGAGACUCUAUUGCUUAUAUGAUCAUUGGAUAAUGCACACAUGUUCGAU
Messenger RNA from Klebsormidium nitens, 3006 nucleotides. The record is from the annotation of a GenBank genome assembly. NCBI's taxonomy places the organism in Eukaryota, Viridiplantae, Streptophyta, Klebsormidiophyceae, Klebsormidiales, Klebsormidiaceae.